AUGGCAAAGACUCAAGAUUGCCAUAAGGAUGUUUGUCUCAACAACUGUGAUCGCCUUGCAGAGUGCGAUCCCGGUGGUUUCGGCAAGGAGUUUGUCGAAAAGACAAAGUGCCCUCUCAACAUUUGCUGUUCGAAGCAUGGCUUCUGUGGUUACACGGAAGAGUUCUGCGGCAACAAGAAGGUCACUCCUCCUAGCUGCACAAGCCACACCUUGAAGCGUGUAGUCGGCUACUACGAAGGCUGGGCUGCCAGACGUCCAUGCAACGCCUUCAUGCCCGAGCAGAUUCCCAGGGGUGUUUACACUCAUAUCAACUUCGCCUUCGCCACUAUUGACCCUAACACCUUUGAGGUUCGACCUGCUUCAUCUGCAGAUGCCAAACUAUACAAACGUUUGACAUCUUUGAAGUUGAUCGACCCUGAUCUUAAGGUUCUCAUUGCCAUUGGAGGAUGGACCUUCAACGAUCCCGGCCCAACGGCCACAACGUUCUCUGACAUUGCUCGGUCAGAGUCUGCGCAGAAGGCUUUUAUUAAGUCCCUUGUCAGUAUGAUGUCGACAUAUGACUUUGACGGUGUCGACCUUGACUGGGAGUACCCUGUGGCGAAGGACCGUAGCGGUCGCGAUGAAGAUUUUGAGAACUUUCCCAAGUUCUUGGCCAACCUCAAGAAGUCCCUCAAGGCUACUGGCGGCCGAGAUGAAGUAUCUUUGACAUUACCGGCAUCACUUUGGUACCUACAGCACUUUGACAUUGUCGCGCUUCAGAAGCAUGUUGACUUUUUCAAUAUUAUGAGUUAUGAUCUCCACGGCACGUGGGACAAGACUAACAAAUGGGUUGGUCCAUACCUCAACGCGCAUACCAACUUGACCGAGAUUAAGGAAGCCAUGAACCUCCUCUGGCGCAACAACAUCGACCCAGACAAGGUCGUCCUCGGUACUGGCUUCUACGGCCGUGCCUUCACUGCCACCAGCCCCAACUGUCUCACCCCUGGCUGCACCUAUGAGUCUGGUGCUCCUCGUCAGCCAUGCAGUAACGAGAUCAGUGUCAUGCUUCAGUCUGAGAUUAUGGACGUCAUCAAGAGAACCGGUAACAAGCCUGUUCUAAACAAAGAGGCUGCCGUCAAGAUUCUUACCUUUGACAGUAACCAGUGGGUUGCGUACGACGAUGAAGACACGUUCAAGCUGAAGGCAGAUUUUGCUCGAGAGCAGUGCCUAAGCGGUAUCAUGGUCUGGGCUAUUUCUGGAGACGUGGAAGAUGGAAAAUACUCCAAAGAGAUUGGACUGGCGGCUGCGCGUAAGUUCAUGUCGUUGCCUGGGAUGUUUUACGAACUCCCUGAAGACGACGGCCUCAUCACGACCAUCACAAAGCAUCCACAGUGUAAGUGGACAAACUGCGGAGAAAUGUGCCCCUCGAACUGGAUCCGCAUGACACGCAAUGAUAAAGAGGCUCGCAAAAACGAGUACAUGGUCGAUGGCUCAUACUGCUCGGAGGGAGUUCACGAACUCUGCUGUCCUCCGGAGGGCGACCUCCCUACGUGCGGAUGGUACCAACACAACAAUGGCAAAUGCGAUUCGACCUGUCCCGAUGGGACACUGGAGGUUGGCUCGCUCAGUACCCAUUGCAACAACUCAAAAUACCAAGCCGCCUGCUGCACUCACAAAGGCAAAAGCAUGGAUCUCUACAACCAAUGCAGUUGGACUGAAGCUCCCAUGUGCAUGCUGGGCCAGUGCAGCAGCGACACCGAGGAGGUCGCUCGCUCGCCAACCGGCAGCGGCAAAGCCGUAUGUAACGUCGAACGAUAUGAUUGGGAAGCAGUCAAGGUCCAGGAACGCAAGUAUUGUUGCAAGCAGGAAACCGAGAAGAAAUGGGACGACUGUCAGUGGUAUGACAAUCUCGGUCCUGGAAAGGAUGACGAGUACUACUGCCGCAGUGGAUGCCCGAGUGAUCGCGUCAGAGUUGCUAUGGAUGGCCACUGGAACAAGGACAACACCUUCUUCUGUCAGCGUGGUGCGAGAUCCAAAUGCUGUAUUCCCAAGCACUCGACCAUCACCAAGAGAGAAUCGUCGCAGGAUUCGGUGCUACGUGAUGCAUUGGAGUCCUUCCUGGAAGAGCCAGUGUGCUCUGAAAAUGGUGGCGGUUUCACCUUCACUGCCUUGAGCAACUUACCGGCGGCCAACAUUUCCGAGCCUGAAUCGAAAUCCGAACCCCAGGUCAACAAGAGAGAAGCACAUGUUCAUGCGCAUACUCAUGGCUACACACUCAGUAUGCAUUAUCGUCGUCAUGGGUACAAUGACGGCGGUAAGAAACUUGAUGAAACGUCCAAAGACCUACAAACCCGUCAAAACAGCUGGGGCAGUUUCCAACAGGACGAGAUCAAGGACCUGGUUUUCCUCCUCUUACUAAAAACUGCCACAAGUAAUCAGAGAGCCAUAUGGAAUGAUCUUGUACCCAGGACAUAUUCUAACCUUAAGUGGGAAAACGUUCAAGCUUGGAUUGAUCGCGUAAAGGCGAUCAGCAAGUACGGUUACGACCAACUGGCUUAUCUGAUCACCUGUCAUAUGCCAGACUUUGACGCUUGGGUUGGAGGCAAAUCGGAGCAUGACUGUGAAUGCGAUACCAUAUCUUGCUGUCCCGGUGGAGGUGACUUCUGCGCGAGUGAGGACUCGGAUGUGGACUUGGAUACCGACACCGGUACCUCCCUGGCCGUCGCAGACUUUGCUGAUGAUGACGACUUUUCGUUAAUGGCAAACCCUCGUCCAGGUGAGCCAAGAAAGUACAGAAUCUACUUUCCUGACGGUACAUACAUUGAGAUUGAAAGCGAGCCUUACUAUCCUUCGACACAUAGUUUCUGGCACGCAAACCACCCAAUCUGGAACAAUGUUCACUUGUAUCCCGAGAAGGACUGUAUCGAGGUUAUGCCACGCAUUGUCAACUACCAGAAAGGAAAGGGCGGUAUUCACCUCGAGCACAUUGUUGAGAUGAAUACCCUUACGCGCUUCUUCACCCACGCGCUAGCUCGCACUUUGCCGUCUGGAGGUACAAUGAGAACCGCUAGAAUCAGCGAGAGUCUCGUGCGUCGGACUCUUCAGGGGCGAUAUGGGGUCACGCAGCCCCCGAUGGCCGGAGGCGUAUACUCUGACAACCCCAUCCAAAGGCUUUACAAUGCUCUUGGUAGCCAACUUAACAACCAGUAUAUGGUUUUCGCCGGAGCGGGUUUGAACUUUGUCAAGUCAGCACUCUGGAGACAAAGCACCUCGGGCAGAGGCUUCGGUACCCAAUGGAUGACUGAAACCAACAUGAACAAUGACAUGCAGAACAUCAACAACUACGAGGUUUUCAUCACGCGCCUCCGCGAUCCCAUCAUCGCCAUCAACUACCUCCGCGACCCAACCGUCUGGGGCAACCUCAUCGCGAUGGUCGACGAAGUACGUAAUGAGCUGGAGCGGCUCCAGGCUCUCCAUCACGCGCAGACCAACAUCAACGAUGAUCUCGUCGGUGCUUGGGACGAGUUUAUUCGCGACUUGCUGCAGUCCACCGUAAGGACCGCGCAGAACUUCGUGCGGACCUGGGUUACCAACGCGAGAAACCAUUACCGGGACCAGAACAGCGAGGACGUGAUUAACCUCUUGGCAAGGAUAAGCACCUUGUUGAGAUAUGCGCUCGAAUUGGAGCUGCCUUACGAUGAGCUGCCACAAUGA
Molecule: messenger RNA, 3693 nt
Organism: Colletotrichum truncatum
Lineage: Eukaryota; Fungi; Ascomycota; Sordariomycetes; Glomerellales; Glomerellaceae
Source: RefSeq, a predicted model, not a curated record